CAGGCUAACCAGAUCGAGUGCCAGACAAAAAAAAAUCUGCGACUGAAACACUCCAAAGCCGGUCCGCAGAGAAUGGUCCAAGAGUUGCACCGGUACGAAAAUAUUUGGCAUCUCUGCAUUUUCCCACUAGAGUCGCGUAUGUAAAAACUAUGGCGUACAACGUGCUACAGUCUACACAUGUCAACCGCCGCCGACUGAAGAACGUUACACGAGGACUGUGCAUAGCCAUAGUCUUCCUUCUCGGGGUGUUGGUAUAUAUCCAGUAUUUCAUAGGUCUAAACGUACGUACUAACGUCAUCACUAAAGGAGUAGUUUACUCGUUCGAAGAGUGGAGACGGGCUGAUAUGGUGGCACCAACCACUGAAUUGGAAACAGUCGUCUGCAAGCAACCACAUCUAGAGUUAAACCGUCCUGAAAUAGCGCACUGGUUCCACGAUAUCAACCCCUUCACCUGCACUGGUCGCGACGACGUGUUCACCAUACAAGAUGGCGUGGUCACAGUCGACAUGGUCAAAGUUCACAAACACAUAGCCCCGGAGUUCGACAAGUGCCAACUUUGGUCCUUCCACAGAAUCGACGACGAAGAGGCUGUAUUCCAAAACAAAGUAGAGGAGAGGGUUGUGGACACGAGUGAUUCUGUUCGGCUGAAUUUUAACGUCACGACUGAUUUCUUUAGAGUGAAGUGUGGAGAGUUUGAAAGGUAUUUCUCUCACAUCUAUCCAAACCCAAACUUACUGGUACCACAGAGUCGCCCCGUUUUGAAAGUGAGCCCGAACCCUUUUCAAGGCGUCAGUGUGUUGAUGCUCGGUUUCGACUCGACAUCUCGUUUAAACUUCAUGCGGAAAUUGCCGAAGGUUUACGAUUAUUUGACAAAAGAAAUGGGCGCCGUUGUGCUUCGAGGAUAUAACAUAGUAGGCGACGCGACCGCAGGUGCAUUCAUACCUAUCCUCACAGGCCACACGGAGGCAGAGCUACCGAACGUCAAAAGAAACACGGAGAAUUCACAAUUUGUUGACGUGUACCCGCUUAUCUGGAAACAGUACAAGAAGAAAGGAUACGCCACCCAGUUCGCUGAAGACAUGCCCGGUUUUGCCGCGUUUAACCUACGUUUAAACGGAUUCAAAGAACAACCCACGGACCACUACAUGCGGCCAUUUUGGCACAAAAUAGACGAAGGGCCCACAUUUUGCUACGGGUCCGUCCCAAAGCACGUUAUGAUGUUUGACUACCUGAAGGAGUUUCACCUUGCGUACGAGAGUUCCCGGCCACGGUUUGGGUUCACUUUUCUCACUCAGAUCAGCCACGAUGACCUGAAUAUCAUCGAACUGGUACAGCAGGAUCUAUUGAACCUACUCUCAGGUCUGUACGAGGAGGGGCAUUUGAACAACACUAUUAUGGUCGUCUUUAGUGAUCACGGUCCAAGGUAUGGAAACAUGAGGGAAACAUUACAGGGGAAAAUAGAGGAAAGACUGCCUUUUAUGUCUAUUGUACUCCCGGAUAGCAUCAAUCGCAACCACCCGAAGGUCUUGAAAACCUUGCAGCAAAAUUCGGACAGGUUGACCACACCAUUUGACAUGUACGCUACGUUAGCUGACGUUAUAGGACACAAAGAUCCGCACCUACCGGCGCCUAACGGUCUACCUCGGGCGAUCAGUCUCUUCACAAAAAUCCCCGCCAACCGGACUUGUCAAGACGCGGGGAUUGAGACGCAUUGGUGCGCCUGUCUGCAGUGGAAAUCUAUUCCGCCAGAGGGCAGUGUCGCCACGAAGGUUGCCAAGUUCUUGGUUGCACACAUCAACGCCCUCAUCAAGCCCUACAUGAGUCUGUGCCACCAACUGUCGAUUGUAAACGUGACCCAUGCCGAGGCGGCUGAACCAGAUAACCAAACCGGCAUCACGUAUAGAGAUGUACAGAUCACAGUAGAGACCACGCCGGGACUGGCACUGUUUGAAGCGAAUGUUCACAUCACGGAAAAGCUCGGAAACGACUCCAUGACUGUUACUUCAGACAUCAGUAGAAUUAACAAGUAUGGACACCAAAGCGACUGUGUCCUGAACACGAAUCCAGAACUUAGAAAGUAUUGCUACUGUAGGGAAGAUAAAAAUUGACCACUACUUGCCUAUUGUGAGAAGAAGGAAAACUAAUUAUGAAUUUCACGAAGAAAAUGCAUUCCAAAGCAAGCUUUAUUCACUGCAAUUAACGGGAAAACAAAUUAUUCUAUGAGGACCAAUCGCAAGGCUUUGAGAAAUAUGUAUUCUGUGAGGCCAAUAUCAUAUUGCUAUAUAAUGCUCACACACUGUUUACCUCGCCUUACUGUUCCCAAUCUGCAAAAUAUAAAAC
Molecule: messenger RNA, 2340 nt
Organism: Branchiostoma belcheri (Belcher's lancelet)
Lineage: Eukaryota; Metazoa; Chordata; Leptocardii; Amphioxiformes; Branchiostomatidae
Exons: 1
Coding region: 150-2108 (652 amino acids)
Source: RefSeq, a predicted model, not a curated record